Messenger RNA from Somion occarium, 2282 nucleotides. The record is from the annotation of a GenBank genome assembly. NCBI's taxonomy places the organism in Eukaryota, Fungi, Basidiomycota, Agaricomycetes, Polyporales, Cerrenaceae.
AAACGACAGUGUGCAGUCCAUCUUCCAAGAAAUAUUUUGAGAUACUGAUCUCAUGACGGUAUUUACAAAGAUGUAGACACUCAAUAAUGUGUUCUGGCAAUAUUUCCAAACCACGACGACCUCUUCCACAAAGCUUGAAGUCUCAAGACAUCAAGAGUCACGUAAUUACUUGCCUACUUCAGAUUUUUCUUAAUGUUUUCGAGAUUCGCUCAAAAUGCGUCCUGUAACUUUGUUGUUGUUGCUGAAGCUGAAGAAUUGGCCACAUCAAGGUGUUUCAAUGCGGAUCCCGAAUAUCUUGGCACAUCGCUCAGGCUUUGACCCUUGUUUGACCGUGCGUCGGAUGAUGGUCAUGGUCAAAGUGCACGUUCUUCCCAGAUUGUAUAAAAGGUCCUUGCGCACCUUAGAUCAACACACACUUCCCUCCCGAUCUUUCUACUACGAAGCUUCACACACAAGUCUACAAUCACCUCAAUCGCUGACCCAUUUGAGUACCGUGGCCAUGUCGGAUCCCUCCAAGCAGGUGGUACUGUGUACGAGUGGCACCUCCAGCCAGGCUCCUUCAUCCUUGUCCCUCAAUACCGAUAUUCUCUUGUUGAUUGCAGACAUACUCACCUCCGAAAGGGAUCGACACACACUUCUCUCGCUGGUGCAAACAUGCCGGUCGAUGUACGACUUAUGUAGCCAUCUGCUCCUAGGCAGGCUCAUCCGUAUCGCUCUGGGUAUAGAUGAUGAUAUAUUACAAUCAUUCUGCGAGUUCUUGUUGGCGAAUUCUCGCGCGCGACUUCGGCAUCUUGAAAGCUUGAUUCUUAGCAUCGCUAGCCUGCAUGAGGAGGCGUCUCACUCGGAACUCUCUGUCAAGUUACUUACGGAGGUGCUUGAGAAUGCUACCAGCCUUGGAUGCUUGAAGUUACCCCUCGGGUUUCAGCAAGCCGACAUUCCUUCUUUAUUUCCCUUGAUCAAUAAACUGCCCGCUCUCCAAUGCCUUCACUUCAAAGAGUAUGCCACCCCCAUGACUAAAAACCUGCUAGAGAACCUGCAAAUGCCUCUCGUCCAGCUGACAAUUCAAGUGCGCGGUUUAUUUGAGGAGGAGACCGUCCUGAAUCCCAUUGCGCUGUUCAAAAAUGUCGCUCUUACCCUUCGCCAUCUCGAUCUCAUGUCUUAUGAUGGCGUCGAGCUCUCCUGGCCGGGACCUGAAGAAGUCGUUGUCUAUCCUGAUAUGCAGUGCUUGCAAAUUCACGCUCAAGCGACUUCCAUCUCCAUGGACACUUUGACAACUGCGUACCCCAACUUAUGCCAGUUUCGCAUUGGAAACGUCCGUGUACCAGACGGUGAGGAGCCCGAGGCGUUCUUUGAACAACUCCAUUCCACAAGCGAAAGGGCUCUGCAAUCCAAGAAAUGGACGCAGAUGGAAUACUUAUCGGCGCCUGGUAGUGUCCUUCACGGUUUGGCUAUAAUGCAACAAAUGCCGUCUCUCUGUAUUCAAAUACUGCAUACCCACGAUGCAGACGAGGAUAAGCUCACAGCGAUGUGCAGUGUCGUUCGGCCUUCGGAGUUGCAUCUAUAUCUUACGCUUGAUAUAUGUCCGUUAUCGACGGUAUCCGCUAUCCUCCGUGCAUCCGGAGCUACUAUGGUCAGGAUAUUUGUUCAUAUAGAUCACAAUGAAGACGGAGACGGAGACCAAGCUGCAGCUCUAGCCGCAACAGAGAAAAAAGUGACAGACUUUUUUGAGCAUUUCCCCAUUUGUCUCAAAGAUACAUCCAUGAUUGUCUUGUCGCUUCGGUUCACUUAUGAGCCUCUCCUCAGAGUAACCCGAGCACAAAUGGGAACAUCGUCAGAUGUUCCGCCUCAAGACAGAGUUUCUACCUGGCUACGAGAAUAUUCCACUCGCCCUUUGAUUAGGGAGCUGGCUGACAAUGUCAAUACCCUCCAGCAUAUCUUUGUCGAGAUCACGCAGACGCCUCGUUCCGUGACGUACGGACAGCAGGUGGUAACGGACGAAGGGAAAGUGCUGCAAGAUGUUCCUGGAAAUCUUGUUCACAUUUUGACUGAGGAAAUCAAAUUCUUCAGUAGGAUGUGCUGUCUCUGCUGCCAAUGCAACCACUCUCUAUACAACUGAACUUAUCUCACAGUAGAUCGCUCUUUCGCCCGACUCAUUGCCUGCUAGUUUUGUUUUGUUUUUGUUUUGUCUCUGUACUUCAAUAGUUCCAUGGCGGGCGUUGUAUGCCUUUCACUAUGACUUCGGCAUUAUCGUGUGAGUUUGCUAAGAAACGUGCCAAGCGCAC